AUGAACUAUACCUAUUCCCAGAGACCUUCCUCGUAUUACAAAAUCAUCACAAACACUGUGGCUAUUGCCUAUUUUGGAUAUUUUUAUGGGAUGGCCGAGGCCAUAUAUAAAAAUAAAUCGAAAUUCAUCUAAUCAAACAAGUAUUGCUUUUAUGGAUUAUUGGCUGGAUACACUCAUUAGCAAUUGAAUGAAAUAGGCACUGGCAUAUUAAUAAGAAACUAUGGAUUUGAUUAGUAUUGGCUAUCUAAUACAGCAGCAGGACUGAUUAACUGUGGAAUCAUUUACAGUGCAAUGCAAUUGAGAAACAGUGAGAAUGGACAAUUCAUUAAAGCCCAAAAGUACGCAGGAACAAUUUGUUUGAUAUCUAUGUUCUUGGAUCUGUUCAGUCAAAUGCAGAGGGAUCUGUAUUUAGAAUAUCCGCAACAAGGGAAGGAGAGGAAGAAAUACUGA
Molecule: messenger RNA, 450 nt
Organism: Paramecium tetraurelia
Lineage: Eukaryota; Ciliophora; Oligohymenophorea; Peniculida; Parameciidae
Exons: 1
Source: RefSeq, a predicted model, not a curated record